AUGUGGUUCGAGAUUCUGCCCGGGAUCGGUGUCAUGGCCGUGUGCUUGGUCAUCCCCGGCAUAGCCACUGCGCACAUCCACAGGUUCUGUAACGGGGGCAAGGAAAAAGGGGUUGCCUAUUAUCCAUAUCAUUGGAGUUUGAUGCAAAGAGAUAAGCGCAUCUCUGGAGUUAAUCGUUACUGUGUGUCAAAGGGUUUGGAGAAUAUUGAUUAAAGAAGCC
Molecule: messenger RNA, 220 nt
Organism: Puma concolor (puma)
Lineage: Eukaryota; Metazoa; Chordata; Mammalia; Carnivora; Felidae
Product: NADH dehydrogenase [ubiquinone] 1 alpha subcomplex subunit 1-like
Cellular component (GO): respiratory chain complex I
Source: RefSeq, a predicted model, not a curated record